AUGAAGUUCUGCAGCUGCUGUUAUCAACCAGAAGUGUUUUAUCAAGAGGCGGGAUUGUACACUUAGUGGUGCAAGUUUAUCUUAACUGGAUGCGGCGUCUAUGUGUUUAUAAAGCGUGUUAAAACAUGGCGUCCAAAGCUGUUUAUUCGCAGAGAGACCCUAUGCUGAAGAAAAGAGAUGACUUUGAGGACAUUUUGGAGGAGAGGAGGAACUCCAGCGACCUGAGAUACGCUCUCAGAUGUUACGCUCCCGUUGUUUACAAAGGACUCUGUCCCUCUAAGGCCGGCACGCUGAAGAGCAUGGUGCUUCAGUCUGAUCAGCUGCACUAUGUCAUCCAUCAGGUUUGCAGAGAGACGGGCCGAGCUGUUGAUGACGUCCAGGAGGAGGCGUCCUCCAUCUUGGAGGAGAUGGCUCACCGCCUGCAGCUCAGCACCGUUCGAUUCUUCGCCUUCACACUCAGCAAAGUCUUUAAAACCCUGUUCAGGAGCAUCUGUGUCAAUGAAGAGGGCAUCCAGAGGCUCCAACAGGUGAUUCAGGAGCACCCGGUGGUCCUGCUACCCAGUCACCGUAGUUACAUGGACUUCCUGCUGAUGUCAUACCUCCUGUACACCUACGACCUGGCUCUACCUGUCAUCGCUGCCGGCAUGGAUUUCAUGGGGAUGAAGUUUGUCGGGGAGAUGCUGCGGAUGUCCGGAGCUUUCUUCAUUCGGCGGUCGUUUGGUGGAGAUAAACUGUACUGGGCCGUCUUCUCAGAAUACGUCAAGACCAUGCUGAAGAAUGGAUUUGCACCAGUAGAAUUUUUUCUAGAGGGGACCAGAAGCCGAACGAGCAAGUCUUUGACUCCGAAGUUGGGUCUGCUGAAUAUAGUGAUGGAUCCAUUCUUUAAAGGGGAGGUGUUUGACGUGAGCUUGGUCCCGGUCAGUAUCAGUUACGAGAGGAUCCUGGAGGAGUCGCUGUACGCCAGAGAACUGCUGGGUGUACCCAAACCCAAAGAGUCCACUUCAGGUCUGAUUAAAGCCAGGAAGGUCCUCAGUGAAGACUACGGCAGUAUCCAUGUCUACUUUGGUCAACCUGUGUCCGUCAGGAGUUUAGCUGAGGGCAGAGUUAACCGCUGCCAGUUCAACCUGAUCCCGAGACACAUCCCCAAGAAACCCAGUGAGGAUAUCCACAGCUUUGUGAACGAUUCGGCCUACAGGCUGGUUCGGGCCCAGGAGGAGAACAUGGUCCUGAAGCCCUGGGUCCUUCUGGCCUCCCUGCUGCUCCAGAACCAGGUGUCGGGGCAGAAGCGGGGGAUAGCGCUGGACGAGCUGACGGAACAAGCUGUGUGGCUCAGGGAUCUUUCCCGACAGUAUGGAGCCUUCCUCCACUGGCCUGAGCACACUCCUCCAUCGGAAGUCGUCUCUUCCAGUCUUUCCCUGCACCGAGGUCUGGUGAGGAUCUCUGAGGGAAGAGUCCAGCUGGCUUUGGGACAAACAGGAGGACCAGCUGCACCAGGGGAGCCUCGCAGCGCUGUCACCCCAGAGGAGGAGCUCCUGAGCCAGGCAGUCAUCAUACUCUCCUGUGCCUCGUACAGGAACCAGGCCCUGCACGUCUUCCUCCGUCCGGCGCUGCUGGCCUCGGCCAUCCACACUGCCUCCUCCAACAAGAAACAGGAGGUCUUCAACAGCUUCAGCUUCCUCAGAAACAUGUUCUCCAAUGAGUUCAUCCUCUGUCCUGGAGCUACAGUGCAGGACUUCGAGGAGGCCUGUUACCUCCUGGUGAAGACUGGAGCUCUGCAGGUCACCCAGCAGGAGGUCCUGGUGACGGAGAGAGGACACAGAACGCUGGUCUUCCUCACCUCCAUGUUAGAUCCCUUCUUACAAGGAUACCAGGUGGUGUGCAGGUUCCUGUGUGAAGAGGCCACCGAGGCGCUGACAGAAAAACAGUUUAUUCCCGCUGUCAGGAAGUUUAUCAUCAAACAUCUUCUAGCAGGUAGACUAAGAUACACUGAAGUGUUGUCGUCUGACCUCCAGAAGAACAGUCUGGCAGCUCUGCUAAGACUUGGAGCUGUACGGAAAAUCAAGGGGUAUCAGGGAACGUUAAAGGUCAACACAGUGAUGGUGAACUCACUGGAAGACACUCUAGGAGGAAAACUUCCAACUCAGAAAGCUGUGAUCGCUCGCCUCUAAUUCACCGACCUCAUUAGCCGAAGGAGAAGGGUUGACUCUUUUUACCUGCGAUGACGUCUCAGCUCGUGGUUCGGUACGAGGCGGACCGGCUCGUCACAAAGGCAGGCCAACCUAACUGCUUUCUAUGAGAGGUGGAACAAAAGCCAUCUGGAGACAGCUCAGUCCCUUUCAUCUCCCUUUCUCCUCUCCUCACCUCUCUUUUCAAAACGCCUUUUUUUCUCCCCGAGACUCUUCUAUUAAAUAUCUUUUAUACACAUACAUAAAACCAGAUGAUGAGUAGAGCCUUUGAGGGUUGUAUUACUUUUGGCUCAUUCUGAAUAACUAACCUUUGGCAGCCUUGUGAAAGCUUCUGAAUGUGCCA
This is a messenger RNA of Lates calcarifer (barramundi perch), 2529 nucleotides long. RefSeq names its product dihydroxyacetone phosphate acyltransferase. Gene Ontology annotation, cellular component: mitochondrial membrane; peroxisomal membrane. The record is from RefSeq and is a predicted model, not a curated record. The transcript is spliced from 17 exons. Gene Ontology annotation, molecular function: glycerone-phosphate O-acyltransferase activity. The coding region runs from base 126 to 2168 and encodes 680 amino acids. Gene Ontology annotation, biological process: ether lipid biosynthetic process. NCBI's taxonomy places the organism in Eukaryota, Metazoa, Chordata, Actinopteri, Centropomidae.